Drosophila rhopaloa is the source of this 2232-nucleotide messenger RNA. RefSeq names its product probable ATP-dependent RNA helicase DHX35. NCBI's taxonomy places the organism in Eukaryota, Metazoa, Arthropoda, Insecta, Diptera, Drosophilidae. Gene Ontology annotation, molecular function: ATP hydrolysis activity; RNA binding. The record is from RefSeq and is a predicted model, not a curated record. The transcript is spliced from 5 exons. Gene Ontology annotation, cellular component: intracellular anatomical structure; catalytic step 2 spliceosome. Bases 55 to 2091 code for a protein of 678 amino acids.
CCAGCUGUUUAUUGAGUUUCAAAACAUAACUUAAAUAUAAUAAAUUAUUGAACAAUGUCUACUUUUAAGCCGAAAUUCUUGAAACCGGAUACAGACGAUGCAAUUUCAGAUAACGUCGGCGGCGAUCAGCAGUCCUCAGCCUUUGUAUUCAAUGCCAAUCACAAUCUGGGUCUUGUGGAGCAGAGAGAACGCUUGCCCAUACGUCAAUAUCGUGAACAAAUUCUGUAUUGUUUGGAAAAGCACCAGGUGGUAAUUCUAGUGGGUGAAACAGGCAGUGGCAAGAGCACACAGGUACCCCAGUAUUUGUACGAGUGGGGCUGGCAUUCUAAGGGACUCAUAGGCAUCACCGAACCCCGGCGUGUUUCCACCGUUACCCUGGCGAAUCGGGUGGCCCAAGAACGCGGUGAACUGGUGGGCGAUACAGUGGGCUAUGUGGUGCGCUUCCUUGAAAGGAUAACCGCGGAGACCAAGAUCAAGUUCAUGACCGAGGGCAUCUUGCUGAGAGAGCUCCUCGCUGAUCCGUUGCUCACUCAAUAUGGCGUUAUCAUCGUGGAUGAAGCCCACGAGCGGAAUAUGCUCACCGACAUGGUGCUGGGUCUGCUCAAGAAGAUUCUGCGCAAGCGGAGCGGCCUCAAGCUCAUCAUUUCGUCGGCCACCAUUGAUGCGGGCUUCUUCAGCGAGUUUUUCAGCUGGCCAGGAUCAGGAGAAGUCAGUGUGAAACUCAGCAUUGAAGGACGCAUGCAUGCUGUGAGUAAUUUCUACAUUACCGAGCCCUGUGCUGAUUACGUCAAAGAAACGGUGGAAACGAUCUGGAAGCUCCAUCAAAAGGAACCGCCCGGCGAUAUUUUGGCCUUUUUAACCGGCCAGGAGGAAGUCCUGGAGGCAUUGGAUCUCCUACGAGAAUACAUCGCCAGUUCAGAGAAGGAAAAUCUAAAGGUGCUGCCAAUGUACGGAAGCAUGUCGAGUACCGAUCAACUGGCGGUGUUUUUUACCCCACCUAAAGGUAUUCGGAAAGUGGUACUGGCCACGAAUAUUGCAGAAACGUCUAUCACCAUUCCAGGCAUAGUUUAUGUCAUAGAUUGCGGGUACGUCAAGGUAAAAUGGUACAAUCCCAACACCUGCAGUGACAGCUUAGUCGUAGUUCCAGUAUGCAGGGCUUCGGCGAUUCAAAGAGCAGGACGAGCGGGACGUAUGCGUCCAGGGAAGGUCUACCGUUUGUACACUAAAUCAGACUUUGAUGGACUAGCUCCUCGGCAGCCACCAGAAAUGCGACGCAGUGAAAUGAGCGGAGCUGUACUCCAAUUAAAAGCUUUGGGUAUCAAAAACAUACUGCGCUUCAACUUCCCUUCGCCACCACCGGCACAGAAUCUUCUGUCUGCUUUGGAAGGACUCUUUGCCCUGGACGCUAUCGAUGAGCAGGGCAAUCUGACCAAGCCGGUGGGUUAUUUGCUUGCCGAGCUGCCCUUCAGCGCUAUGCUUUCCAAGAUGCUCUACGUUUCUGGGCAGAUGGGCUGCUCUGAGGAGAUCAUAACUAUCAUUGCGAUGCUGCAAGUGCAAUCUAUAUUCUCGCGACCAGUUUCUGCCGUUGCCCAGCAAAGUGGACGCAUCGCCCAUCGACAUUUUGAGGUCGCCGAAGGGGAUUUCAUUACCCUCUUGAACGUGUACACCGGAUUCGUGGAGGAGGGCAUGACGAAGGAGUUUUGCGGCCAAUACUACCUCAUCUAUAGAAAUCUUAAAAGGGCCCACGAGCUGAGAGAGCAACUUAUUACUUUAGCUAGAAAGAAGUAUGGUAUUCCUAUCUUCUCUUGCAAAGGCGAUGUAGAGACGUUGUGCAAAUGCAUCACGGCCGGCUUCUUCACUCAGGUGGCUUAUCUGCAUCACUCUGGAGUUUAUCGUCAAAUUAGCAGUGGCACCGAACUGGCCAUACAUCCAAACUCCACGCUUUACACAUUGCCCCAAGCGCAGUAUGUGGUUUACGGGGAAUUGCUCCAGACGACGAAAUUGUUCAUGAAUCACAUUACAGUGAUCAAGAGGGAAUGGUUGACGGAGCUGGCUCCACAUUACUACCAGCAAACCACAGUGCGGGAUUAGCAGGAAACGAAGUAUUAGGGAUACAAAUAAACGCCUCAUAAAAACAACUUAAGCUUAAAGGAUGUGAUUCUGGGACUAUUCUCUUUUGGAUCCUAGCCAGCGGCCACACGCCCUCGACCCUGGAACAACAUCAUGGACUCG